Messenger RNA from Agrilus planipennis (emerald ash borer), 1645 nucleotides. RefSeq names its product UDP-glucuronosyltransferase 2B17. The record is from RefSeq and is a predicted model, not a curated record. The transcript has 3 exons. Gene Ontology annotation, molecular function: UDP-glycosyltransferase activity. Lineage: Eukaryota; Metazoa; Arthropoda; Insecta; Coleoptera; Buprestidae. The coding region runs from base 12 to 1565 and encodes 517 amino acids.
UAUUAUACAAAAUGUGUAAAAAGUACGUUGUGUUACUUUUGUUUUUGUUAAAAUUAAGUUGUACAGAUGGAGCGCGAAUAUUGUCAAUUUGCGCCUACCCUUCUUAUAGUCACCAACUCAUACAUAACAUUCUAACGAAACAACUGUCUUUAAGAGGGCAUCAAGUUGUACAAUUCACCGUUCAUCCUUUAAAAGACAAUCGAUUGGUUAACUUAACCGAAAUCGAUAUUAGUUUCCUCUACAAUUACGUCGUGAACAACGAUUAUGAAAACUCGUAUCGAUAUCCACGACUAUUGAUUUUACAUCUACAGGAAAUGGGAAUUCGCGCUGUUACCGAAGAUGUUUUGAAGUUACCCCAAAUGCAAGAUAUACUGAACAAUAAAGAUGAAAAGUUCGAUUUGGUACUGGUAGAAAUGGGUGCAAGUACAAUCUUUUCUUUGCUCGGGAACCGACUGAAAUGUCCUGUUGUGGGAGUUCGUUCAGUAGCAUUAAAAUUACAUAAUCAUGACGUCAUUGGCAACCCCACAAAUCCAGCCUACAUAUCUAUAGGGCAUUACGAGAAUAUAAAGAAUAGAUUUUGGAAAAAAGUCGACAAUUUCAUCUUCGGAUUUUUGUACAGGAUAUAUUUCUAUUUGCACACCGUUCCAGCAACGAACGAAUUGGCUAAAAAAUAUUUUCCAAAUUCGAGUCAAACUGUUUUGGAAGCUGAGAAGAAUUUGAGCUUGAUUUUGCUGAAUACCGAUCCAAUUUUAAACGGUGUUAGGCCUCUUGUACCGGCGGUUGUAGAGAUUGGAGGGAUUCAUUUGGAUCAAGUGUCCAAAAAUUACUCCGAAGAAUUAAAACAGUUUCUCGACGAAAGCAUGAACGGGAUUAUUUUUGUGUCCUUGGGAACCACCACGAACGGUACCAGAAUAAAUAAAAGAUUCAUCGAUGUGUUAAAUUAUACUUUCAGAAAUUUACCGUAUAAUAUUGUUUGGAAAUGGAAUGGGCCUUCUGAUAAUUUGUCCAAAAACGUUCGUAUUUUAAAGUGGGCUCCUCAAGUGGCAGUGCUGGAACAUCAUAACAUUAAAUUGUUUAUUACCCAUGGUGGAUAUUUGUCCUUUGAAGAGACUGUAUACAGUGGCGUACCAGUGAUUGCAGUACCAUUAUUUGCCGAUCAGUAUGUGAAUGCCAGAAGAAUGGAAAAACUUGGAAUAGGUUUAAUGGUAGAUUACGUAACUGUUACGGAAAAAGAAUUUUUAACUAAAGUCCUUCAUGUCAUCAAGAACACAAAAUAUAAAGAAAGUGUAAUUAAAAUUUCAAAAGUUAUUAAAGAGCGGCCUAUAAAACCCCUUGACAAAGCCCUAUGGUGGAUUGAGUACGUAUUACGUCACCGGGGAGCUCCCUAUUUUCGUUCAGAAGCAAUCGACCUGAAUUGGAUCCAGUAUUUGGCACUAGAUAUUUUAUUAUUCUUGUUGAUAUGUUUUAUAAUGGCUAUAAUGUUGCUUAAAUUCGUUUUUAGAUUUUUUAUGUAUUUUUUUAUUAAAAAACAAAGGAAUAGGAAUAAACACGAAAAAGUUAAUUAAUCACUAAUAGAAUCGACAAACUUUUAUCAUUAUCAUAAUUAUUUUAUACCAUUGAAAUUAUUUAUCGUAUAUUAAAUGCA